Messenger RNA from Cyphellophora attinorum, 717 nucleotides. RefSeq lists its product as uncharacterized. Gene Ontology annotation, biological process: TORC2 signaling. NCBI's taxonomy places the organism in Eukaryota, Fungi, Ascomycota, Eurotiomycetes, Chaetothyriales, Cyphellophoraceae. The transcript has a single exon. Gene Ontology annotation, cellular component: TORC2 complex. The record is from RefSeq and is a predicted model, not a curated record. The coding region runs from base 1 to 717 and encodes 238 amino acids.
AUGAUCGCGGCCGGCGACGAGCUCGAAGUCCGUCGCAUCCUAUUGAUCUGCUUCCGCGACAUCGUCAUCGUGCCCCGAUACGACAUCCUGAAGAAUAUAUUCUCGAGACUCAGUCUGGACAGCAUCAAUGCCACACUCGCACAUCUCGAGAGCGAAGGCCGCGCGCGUGGCAACAGCGACACGUUCAGCGCGAGCGACGGCAGACCGGGCACCGCGCAUAGUCUCGACCCCAACUUGUCGAGCUACAAUUCGCAAGCAAGCACACUUCUCGGCGGCGCUGCCACUUCUUCGGGAGGUCGGUCGAGAGCUACGUCGAACUUGUCCAACACCAGCAACCCAGGCCAGAUCGACAGCAGCGCAUUUCAGUCCUUCUCAUCACCGCCCGCCGCCCGUCCAUCCGAUAACACCUCCUCACAAGUAACGGAGAUCAGUGGGCGCAUGCUGCAGUGUCUCAGCGUGCUGGCGAGCGUACAGACAGCGGACGAGGCACAGACCAAGAUGGAGGAGCUGAAUAAGCAGUUCAAACUCAACUGGCUGGGACGAGGUCGCACUGGUCGGAACAGGAAGGGCUUUAUUGGGACGAGGAUGCGCACUGUCAGAUCAGCGGGAGCGAGUACGAUGGACACUGCGAGGGGGACGGUGAGGAUGAUAAGUGAGAGGGAGGGGAGUCCCACGCCGACGCCGACGAGGCAGGGAACCGUGAGCAGACAGGGCUGA